GCUAUAAAUAGUCUAAGGUUGGUUUGAAAGGUAUUCUUGUGGGUCUUUUAUACAUGCAUAAAAAAUGUUACUGAAAGCUGUGUUACUCUUAGUGGUGCUGAAUUAUAUGGUGAGUCCUCAUCCUUUUAUGACUGAUAAUGCUGCAUCAGAUGACACAUGGCUUGAACUGGAGGAACUGUUGCCACAUUACAAGAAAAAUGUUCCAACAGACCCAAGUCUUAAUACUCCAUGUCCACCUUUGAAAUUGCCACAAUUUCAGCAAAUCCGCUCUUCGGAUGUCCAUAAGCUCAUUUUUAAACCUGCAAGAAACCGCAGACCAGUACCUGCUUUGAUGAGGUCUAUAUUGCUGCCAUCACUGCUUCCUGCAAUAGAGUCUCCCCUGCCUUCUAAACCAAGAAAUGUAGAGCUUUUGUGCCACAUUGACCGGAUUUAUGUGAGGGUUUUGAAGAGUAUCUUUAUCAGUCCAGAUGCUGGGAAAUAUCUCAAAGUGGGAACAUGUCCUGUGAAUAAAGUCACACCUGAGCAUUACUACUUCCUAUAUUCCAUCAACAGCUGCAAUGCACAACGUCAUGAAAAUGAAAACCGUGUCUUGUAUUCAAACACACUGUCCUAUGAGCCUGUGACCAGUGAACCAAUUAUUCGUGAGCUAGCAUUUUCUGUGCCACUGGAGUGUCAUUACAACAAGCAUUUCCGCUCGUACAGUGUUGGCUACCAUCCUCAAGUCGAAGCAGGGACUGUUUUCUUGAGCUUACAAGGUGGAGUCUCCCUCACACCUGUAGAUGAGAAUUGGGAACCUCUUGGUGAGUUGCCAAGUCCUACAAUUGGCCAGCCCAUGUACUUCGAGGCCAAGGCUCCCCAUACUUAUGAUGGAAAGAGGCUUUACUUGAGCAAGUGCUAUGUCACUUCUUCUCAGAGCCCUGAUGCUACACGAAAAUACAUUGUGAUGGACAACUUUGGAUGCAUGGUGGAUAGUAAGAACAAUCCUCAAAGCAAGUUCUACCCUAGCGAUGAUAGAACCACAUUAAGGUUCUCUGUGGGAGCCCUUAUAUUUAAGGACAUGGUCUCCCAGCCUGCAAACGAGACGGAAAUGUUCGUUCAUUGUGAAAUGUCUCUGGGACCAGAAAUACCAACUUCAAGCACAAAAUCUUGUUCUUAUAACGCAGAUACACAAGGGUGGUUGGAGUUGUAUGGAAAUGACUCUGUCUGUGCUUGCUGUGAUGCUUCGUGUCCUGCUCCAGAGCCCUCAGUGAGUAUGAAGAUCACCAGCAACUCCUGGAAAGUUGAGAAGAGCCAGAUUGACCAACCUGCACCAAAAUCCCUUGAACUAGGGGAAGAAGCCCUGGAUCAUGGAGGGUUUGAGAUGUUUUGGGACGCCUUUGAUGAGGAAGUGAUUCGUUAAUGCAUGAUUAAUCUUUAUACUUGGGUUUUUGCUACAUGUUACAUAAUAAAGCCUGACUGUUGGAAAAAGUG
Messenger RNA from Pangasianodon hypophthalmus (striped catfish), 1470 nucleotides. Its product is annotated as zona pellucida sperm-binding protein 3-like. Gene Ontology annotation, biological process: binding of sperm to zona pellucida; egg coat formation; positive regulation of acrosome reaction. Gene Ontology annotation, molecular function: acrosin binding. Gene Ontology annotation, cellular component: extracellular matrix. The record is from RefSeq and is a predicted model, not a curated record. The coding region runs from base 65 to 1399 and encodes 444 amino acids. NCBI's taxonomy places the organism in Eukaryota, Metazoa, Chordata, Actinopteri, Siluriformes, Pangasiidae. The transcript has 8 exons.